CUUAUUCUCCAGUCGGAGUUUCACGCCGAGGACUUCCGCGCUGACGGACUGGAAUGACAUAAUGGUAAACAGAAUAAGAGAACGACCCAGAUGCUUUCUGCCAGCUGACCUCAUAACCACCUGACAACCGAAAGCAGAGCAUUGAUUUCAGUGUCAGCAUAGCGAAUUUCUAAUCAGGCAUCUUUGUGUGUUCACGGAAGAAAGACGCAAACUUUCAGAACUGGAAAAGGAAAAGCGAAAGACAUCUUCAGUCGGACUUCUAGCAACUAUUUGAGAAAAUCUCAGACAUCCUGAAGAUGGUUCUUCUAUUCAUACCUGACUCUCAUGUCCGGAAGACUCCGUUAUGUCCUUGUAAAUGCUAGUUUUGCUUAGUGGUCAUGAUUGCAGGGCUUUUGUUACUGUUCUGGAAAACUCUCUUGCUACAAGAUUAGUUACUCAGGGGAAGUGCCGUCCUUUCACAGCCAUGGAGGGCCUUGAGCAGCUUGAUGUGGUGGGUGAUAUCAGCCCAGCUCUGGAAGCAACCGAGGACUUCAUCCACUCCAUGGCUGGGAUCCAGGGUCAAGGCCCGAGCCUCGCUCAAUCGAGCAACCGCCAGCCUGCGAGGACGCCCAAGCAGCUGCAGGACAUGUCCAGCGCCGCUCUGGGCAAACUGAGCUCCAGUGGCGUUUGGAACCUGCUGGCCGGAGAGCAGCCGGAGGUGGGGCCCCUCGGCCUGGCCUGGGCCGACAACUUCAGCGUUCUGGGCCUGGGGAUGGGCUUGAGGCAUGGGAAGAGGAGCCGGGCACGCUCCACCAACGACCUGGUGGCCCACAUGCAAGAGUGCGCCAACAACGCCGGAAACGCCUCGUCGAAGUCGGUGUUUAAGAAAGGACACAAUCGGUCCAGGUCGGACGUCAACUACCGUCCGUCCACGUACACGGACAACGGGCUGCCCGCGGUGGACUGCGACACGCUGAAGAACAUGAUCCUCAACCAGCAGCAGGACGUUGACAAGAGCAGCAGCAGCAGCAGCGUGGUGAAGCAGGGCGAGAUGGAGCAGCGCGAAGGCCCACGGGGCCGUUGGACAUCCUGCUACGUUGAGCUGACUCCCUGUGAGCUGCGGCUCUAUACUCUGGACAGCAGUGCCAAUCGCCAACUGGGCACUGCCUACUCUCUGUCGCACUGCCAGAGCGUCAUCGCCCCGGCACCCUGCAGCCAGUCCAGUCAGAUGAGCCAGCCUGGCGACAAGCGCACACUCCAGGCCUUGUUCUUCAACAGCACACGUCUCCAGCUGAGGGCGGCCAACCAGUGGGAGGCGAUGGAGUGGCGGCGGCUGAUGUGGGAGAAGGUUCAGGCAGCGAGGCCCGCGCGGCAGGACAACCGCAAGCAUAAGAACAGCGUGGAGAUUCAGCAGAAGUUUCCCGUACCAAUGUCUCCGUCCUCGUCGCCCUCUCCCUCUGGGCUCGACACCCGACCCGACGGGGAUAGCGACACCCCAACUUCAUCCGAGUCGUCGCUUUCUGUGAACUCUGGAGUGUUGAGUCGGCCAACCACCCUCCCUCUGUUUAACCAGCGCUUCCAGGAUGUGCUGAAAGCUGGACUUCUCCACCUGCUGAUGGAUCAGAACAACUGGAGGGCCUUCACCUUCGUCUUGACGAGAUCUGCUCUCCAAGCUUUUCCGACUGAAGGCAGGGGGUCCGUGUCCCAACCGGUCCUCCAGUUCUCCCUAGCUUCCUGCUCGUCAGUACAACAGGAUCUCAUACCAGAGGCCGGAGAGUCGUGGGCGGAUAAAUGGCAGUGUUUCCAGGCCGCUUUCCCCAAACAGAUCCUCAAGCUCAAGGCGGAUGAUCACCUGAAAGCCCAGGAAUGGGUGGAGGCGCUGCGGCAGGCGGUGGCCACGCAGAAGCCCAUGCAAGAGGACAAGAGAGAAUCAGACGGACCUCCUGGUCUCCAAGGAGUGUUGUUGAGGUCCAAACCAUCAAGGGACAGGAGGCAGAGGGAGGCCCAGAGAGCCAAGCGGCAGUCCGUCACCACCAGUUUCCUCAGUAUCCUCACCUGCCUGGCUGUGGAGAAGGGGCUCACCGCUCAGAGCUUUAGGUGUGCAGGCUGUCAGCGUCCGGUCGGCCUGUCCAAAGGAAAGGCCAAAGUUUGCUACUACAGCGGCUGGUACUACUGCCAGAGCUGCCAUCAGGACAACUCCUUCCUCAUCCCCGCGCGGCUGCUGCACAACUGGGACACCAGUAAACACAAGGUGUCCAAACAGGCCAAGGAGUUCCUGGAGUUUGUGUACGAGGAGCCGCUGCUGGACAUCCAGCAGCUCAACCCCUGCCUGUACGAACACUGUGAAGCGUUGAGCUCGGUGCUGCGCCUCCGUCAGCAGCUCCAGUCGCUCAGGGCCUACCUGUUCAGCUGCAGGGCGACGGUCGCCGAAGACCUGAGGCGACGGAUUUUUCCCAGGGAAUACCUUCUACAGCACAUCCACCUGUACUCUCUGGCCGACCUGCAGCAGGUGAUCGACGGGAAACUGGCCCCCUUCCUGUCCAAGGUGAUCAAAUUCGCCAGCUCCCACGUGUUCGGCUGCAGCCUGUGUCGAGAGAAGGGCUUCAUCUGCGAGCUGUGCCAGAACGGACAGGUCAUCUAUCCCUUUCAGGAGAACGUCACGCGAAGGUGUGACGGGUGCGGCGCCGUUUUCCACGCAGAGUGUCGACAGAAAGCCCAGCCGUGUCCCCGCUGCGUCCGCAGAGAGCUCCACCACAAGCGGCCGUCGUCCUUCUGGUCGCCCGACGACGACAGCCCCGGCUGCUUUCACCUGCCGUACCAAGACACCUGAGGUCCGCCGCCGCGAGCACAGAGGCCAGGAGCAAACGGGCCGGCAUGCAGCCACCACACGGGACAAAGGGCCUGAGUUUUGUUUAGUUUAGUUUUUUUUUUUAUUCCUGCAUCUGCAGGUUGGAGCUCGCUGCAGCUUUUUGACCACAGGACAGAUGCAGCUGCGGAGCUUACUGCGUCGUUCUGUACGGAAGGAGAAAAGAACCAAAUGCUGCGUAAGGCUCUGCAGGCCUGAGUUCUCGUUGCUCUCUAGUCACAUUCUCUGCUCCGCGUCUUCACUUACCUCCCGCUCCAGGUUAAACACAACAAAUCGAUGAAACCUGGCCGCUUGUCGUAACCUCUUAGAGACGAAACCGUUAGUCAGCACACAGGACGACGAAGCAAAACCCUCUGCUUGUCUUUUCCCGACAUGAGGAGCCUGCUGAUGCUUUUUGAUUAUUAUUUUUUUUCAUCCUAGAUUAAAAAAUAACAGAGAAAAAUGGAUUAAUCUAUCAUGGAUUAAAAAGAGAAACAAAAUAUAUCUGCUCUUAAGUGCUAUAAGACUUCAGAGAAUAUUGUUGCACUCUGUAGCCUCUAAAUUACGCAGAGAAUUAGCCAUUAGAAAUCGUAGUGGGGGAGUUGUGUCUGUCUUGAAGCAAUACUCCGGUGCUUUUAGGUACCAUGAAGGUUGACUGGCAGUAAUCUUCUUCCUCCUCGUUCCCACUGUUAAACGGGUCAUAAGCUGUCCUGAAAAAGUAUGAAGUAUGGUGUGGAAAAAGUCUUUUUUUGUUUUUUGUUGUUUUUUUUUUACAUUGAGUUCUACUUAAAAUAGAGUUUAUCUUUUGAUAAACUUGUGUUUUUGUCAAUUUUUGAAUUUAUUCUAUUUUAAAUAUCCCAUUUUCCUUUGUGAAUUACCAACAGGAUCCCAUAGAUGAAAGUAAACUCAUUCAGAAAUGCAGAAUUUAUUCUUACGGCCACCAGACAAGGCUCACACAUGGUCCUGUGGACCUUUAACAAUCACUAAAACCUAUUUGUUUUUUAAUUUCUACAAAGAAUAGACAUUCAACUUUUAACAAGACUAAGUUGGUCAAGUUGCUAAGAAACGGAGCGACGUUACCUUUAGCACACUGUGUUUUGUGCACAAAUGUCCAGAAUGUCAUAGAAGCUGCAGGAAAAAUAAGGAGAUGUUUGGCCAAGAACAGAAUUUCUCUAGAAAUCUUGUUUUCACAAAAAAAAAAAAAGCAUUUUACACUUAUGGCAGAAAAAAAGCACAGUCUAUGUUUCAUCUUAGACGGUUUGUUUCCAAUAUUACAUUUCAACUUAGACAUUCAUUGACUAGAAUGUUGUGGCUGAUUCCUUAACUUUAGUUUUCAUUCUAAAUGUUUCUUCCAGCCCUUGAUUAGCCUGGUUAGCUGAGCUAGCUUCACCAUAAAACACGAGUUUCUCUAUGUAGAUGGUAGUAAAUGCUGAUCUCUUCCUUCGCUCUGAGCCAAAAUGCUGUCAACAUUUCUUACUCCACGACAAGUAGAGGAAUUUUGCCGUAACAUAUUCAUCCUUCCUGUUAUCUGCUGAAAGUAUCGCUCUCUCUCGCAGCCUGAAUUGAAAGCAGAUGUGUGUCGACUUGUUUUUGAAAAGUGCAGUUUGCUUUUCAACAGCUUAAGUUAGCAACCUGGACUCACUGAUUUUGGGAAAAAAAAUAAAUACAUUUUUGAWAUUUUUGAGUCGUCGUUGAAGGCUCAUUGAUCUGAAAAUUGUUUGAGUCCGAUCUCCGGCUGAUUUGUCGACCCACGUCUACACUUAAUUUUUUAAUAAGUCAAAGUUUAAAAACAAAACACUGUGUUCAUAAAACAAUGUUCAGAAAAUGUCCCUGGCUGAUGAUUUCUGGCUGAACUGAAACUUCGUUAAAAAUGACCGGAGAACAGAAUUUAAUUAUUUUCUAAUUCAAAAAAUGUACAUCAGACUUCUAAAAAUGUGUCCUUUAGGUGUCUUAAACCUGCAAAGCAACUUAAAUGAAUUUCUGAAAUGUCUUUGUUAAAGACCUUUAUUUAUGGACUUAAAUCGUUUCGACUUAAUCUCAUUUGAAAAUCUUAUUUUUUUCUUUUUGACAACAAAAUUUGAUGAAUCUGCAACCUUAAAUAAUUAAAACGGAAACUGAUCGAUUCUUUAGUCAGUAAGAGGUGUACGUAUUUAAAAACAAAUUAAGGAACUUUUUUUUUUUCUCAAGGAGAAGCUGGGAGAAAUCAACCAUAAUGUUUAUAUAAAUUAACUAAAUGAUUAAUAAUUGUCACACAUGCAGGUGACAGUAAACAGAUUUGGGCCUUUAUUGAAUCUUCCUGAUUUAUUGCUUAGAUUUUUAACCAAAUAUGCAAAAGCACGACGACUUGUUUAUAAAAUCCACUGCCGUUGCUUUUCGUCCCGACUGGAAGAUAAAAAUGUCAAAAAUUUACUAGCCCUCCUCUCACAGCUGCCUCCGCCUUCCCUCUUCCUCCUCUGUGAUUCUACUUCCUGUUGUGCUUUGCUCAUGCGUAGCCUCUCAGACCUGACAGCAGCUUUAGCUUUUAGCAUCUCUAUGCAACCUGGACGGCCUUUUAUUCCCCACCUUCUCCUUUUUCCACAUAACCCAGGAGCUGUGACUCAUCCGGUUUGUGACCCAGAUUUUGGUGAAAACUUGAGUAAUUCACGGUCAGAUUUCUUUUUAACACCGCAUUUCUUUUGGUCGAUUAAUUCCCUGACGAUGGAAAAACAUUAUUUUAACGACCCAGCUCCGGUCAGAAAGGCAGGAAACGACGUCGGAUAAAAAUCCACAACUUGUAGGAAGAGAUGGCUGGACUUCUGCUGCUCUCAGACUGAAACAAAUAAAAACUUAGCUGCUGCUACGACUGCUCUACUGAGACGUUAGUGCUGUUCUCUCUGCCGUUGUUUCGUCUUGUUUCAUUUGAGCCAUAGAAACUUGUCAGCUCGAAGCUCGCUAAUGUGAAAAUCCUUUUUUUUUUUUUUUUUUUUGAGGGGACGCUGCGCGUUUUGCCAUUUCGUAUCUUUGAAGUUUUUUUGUCACUUCCAACCCGACUUGCUUUGUUCCAACUCCGGCAACCGAUAUUAGGAUCUUUUUCAUGAUUCCAGUGAAAAAUAAUUACCUGAAAGAAGUCGCUUUAUUAGUUUAGUUUGAUCAUGAAUUCAUUAUCGGCCGUAUUUUAUUAGUCAUUUGGCCCAAAUGAGGGAAACUGAUGGAAUAGUGGGGAGUACAAGAUUUUAUAAAAGCUAGAAAUAGUUGAGUUAUACCUCAGAUUUAUGGAUUUAUUGAUAGAUGAUCACUGUAGUCCAUGACAGGAAAUCCCUGCAAUGAUUAAUAAACUGCUGUCCUGAAGGUUUGGGACGUAGACUUGAAAUUGUGGGUUGCCAGGUGCAAAAUGACAAAGAAUAACUACAAGAUGGCCGACAUGCUUAUUUUUCCUUAAGUUUGAUGCAUUUAAUUUUUUAUUCUUUGGUUUAUUUGUUGUUUUGAUUUUGAAAAUAAAGUGUUUCAUUGUUCCUCGCUGAAUGUUCAUGCUGCAAAAGUAAAAAUCUUGUUUAGUUUUGUUUGUUUUGACUGCAUUGUUCCUUUAAGUUGUGUUAAUUAUUAGUGCUUGGCUGCCUGACGGGUUUCAGGGAAGCUGAUUGUGUGUGUGUGUGUGUGUGUGUGCGCGCGUGCGUGUGCGUGCGUGUGUGUGUGUGUAUUUACACCAGUUGAACGCAGCAUUAACACGAAGCCAUCUGCACCAAACUCCAGUCUUACUUCUGCUCAUUAUUCACAACAUCAUGGACAUCAUCGUCAGUAUUCCAGUGAAAUGCGUCCAGAGGACGUUCAUGUUGCAUUUAAAUCGUUUCAGUUUUAUCCAGAACAAACGGGCUUUCUUUAAAUGACCAGGGUGUGUUUUUUUUGUUUUUUWUCUGGGUUUUUUUGGUCUCAGUGGAACCUCAGAUGGACGGAGUUCAUUUGUUGCAAACUAAUCCUGUGUCUUUCGCAGGACGGUGCAGGUUUGCCUCCACGCUUUGCCUCUGUGCAGCUAAAGUUGUGCAUCAGAUCACUUUAUAAGUUAUUUCAUUUGUAUUUGUUGGCACAUUUUUUGUGUUUUUCUUAAACUUGCGUUUGCUCGAUAGCCUGUUUAACGGGAAAUUGCAUUUGAUUUCAGUUGUUAUGGCUAAAAACUAGAUUUUCAGUUUGCAGCUGAAGAUGCUCUUCAUGUUUCAUUGUUACAAAAUAUAUGACACAGUAUUUAAGAACAGUAGAUGGACUGGACCUCUGAAGCUUUUUUUUAGGUGAUUAUUGUUUUUGUUUUGUUUUGUUUCUGCAGCCAAACUCUUAUGCAAGCACAAGGAGUUGUUUUUCGAUCAGAGCAGCUCGUCCUCAUGUCUGGUUCUGUAUGAAUUGAUCCACUGAUGCCAAUAAAAACAAACUUAUUAAUAGCA
This is a messenger RNA of Poecilia reticulata (guppy), 7233 nucleotides long. It is a transcript of the gene plekhm3, whose product is annotated as pleckstrin homology domain containing, family M, member 3. The record is from RefSeq and is a predicted model, not a curated record. NCBI's taxonomy places the organism in Eukaryota, Metazoa, Chordata, Actinopteri, Cyprinodontiformes, Poeciliidae.